Molecule: messenger RNA, 6215 nt
Organism: Sus scrofa (pig)
Lineage: Eukaryota; Metazoa; Chordata; Mammalia; Artiodactyla; Suidae
Source: RefSeq, a predicted model, not a curated record
AGAACCACCUCCCUCAAAUUACGUUGCUCUCCAUGACCCAUCCUAAGUCUCACAGUUCAAGCUAAUCAUUGACAGAGCUUUACAAUCACAAGCUUUUUUACUGAAGCGUUGAUAAGACAGUCGAGCAGUCAGUGGCAAAUGAAGCCAGGCUGUGCGGCAUGAUCUCCAGGGAAUGAAUGGAUUUUCUUCAGCACCGAUGAAAGAAACAUACACUAUAGGAAAACAAUGUCCAGCGGGGGACUGCAAAGAUCUGUCAUCCUGUCAGCGUUUAUUCUCCUACGAGCUGUUACUGGAUUCUCUGGAGACGGAAGAGCUAUAUGGUCUAAAAAUCCUAAUUUUAGUCCGGUAAAUGAAAGUCAGCUGUUUCUCUAUGACACUUUUCCUAAAAACUUUUUCUGGGGCGUUGGAACUGGAGCAUUUCAGGUGGAGGGAAAUUGGAAGACAGAUGGAAAAGGACCCUCUAUAUGGGAUUAUUUCAUCCACACACACCUUAAAAAUGUCAACAGCAUGAAUAGUUCCAGUGACAGUUACAUUUUUCUGGAAAAAGACCUUUCGGCCCUGGAUUUUAUAGGCGUUUCUUUUUAUCAGUUUUCAAUUUCCUGGCCAAGGCUUUUCCCCGAUGGAAUAGUAUCAGUUGCCAACGCCAAAGGUCUCCAGUACUAUAAUACUCUUCUCAACGCUCUAGUGCUUAGAAACAUCGAACCUAUAGUCACUUUAUACCAUUGGGAUUUGCCUUUGGCGCUCCAAGAAAAAUAUGGGGGGUGGAAAAAUGAAACCGUAAUAGAUAUAUUCAAUGACUAUGCCACAUACUGCUUCCAGACGUUUGGGGACCGUGUCAAAUAUUGGAUUACAAUUCACAACCCAUAUCUUGUUGCUUGGCAUGGGUAUGGGACAGGUAUCCACGCCCCGGGAGAGAAGGGAAAUUUAGCAGCUGUCUACACCGUGGGACACAACCUGAUCAAGGCUCAUUCAAAAGUUUGGCAUAACUACAACAGAAAUUUCCGCCCGCAUCAGAAGGGUUGGUUAUCGAUCACGCUGGGAUCCCAUUGGAUUGAACCAAACAGAUCAGAAAAUACAAUGGAUAUACUCAAGUGCCAACAGUCCAUGGUUUCUGUGCUUGGGUGGUUUGCCAGCCCAAUCCAUGGGGAUGGUGACUAUCCAGAGGUGAUGAAAAAGAAGUUGCUCUCCGUUCUACCCCAGUUCUCUGAUGCGGAGAAGAAUGAGGUGAGGGGAACAGCAGACUUCUUUGCCUUUUCCUUCGGACCCAACAAUUUCAAGCCCCACAACACCAUGGCCAAAAUGGGACAAAAUGUGUCACUCAAUUUAAGAGAAGUGCUGAACUGGAUUAAGCUGGAAUAUGGCAAUCCCCGAAUCUUGAUUACAGAGAAUGGCUGGUUCACAGACAGUCACGUGAAAACUGAAGAUACCACAGCCAUCUACAUGAUGAAGAACUUCCUCAACCAGGUUCUUCAAGCAAUAAAGUUUGAUGAAAUACAAGUGUUUGGAUACACAGCCUGGUCCCUCCUGGAUGGCUUUGAAUGGCAGGAUGUUUACACCACUCGCCGGGGAUUGUUUUAUGUGGAUUUUAAUAGUAAACAUAAAGAAAGAAAGCCCAAGUCUUCAGCACGUUACUAUAAACAGAUCAUACAAGAAAAUGGUUUCACUUUAAAAGAGUCCACACCAGAUGUGCAGGGUCAGUUUCCCUGUGAUUUCUCCUGGGGUGUCACUGAAUCUGUCCUUAAGCCCGAGUCGGUGGCUUCCUCCCCACAGUACAGCGAUCCUCACCUGUAUGUGUGGAAUGUGACCGGCAAUAGACUGUUGCACCGAGUGGAAGGAGUGAGGCUAAAAACACGGCCUGCUCAAUGCACGGAUUUGGUCGGGGUCAAAAGACAGCUUGAGAUGUUGGCAAAAAUGAAGGUCACUCACUACAGGUUUGCUCUGGACUGGCCCUCAAUCCUUCCUACUGGCAACCUGUCCAUGGUUAAUCGACAGGCUCUGAGGUACUACAGGUGCGUGGUCAGUGAGGGGUUGAAGCUCAACAUCUCCUCAAUGGUCACACUGUACUAUCCGACCCAUGCCCACCUAGGCCUCCCGGAGCCGCUGCUGCACAGCGGGGGGUGGCUGAACCGGUCCACGGCCAAGGCCUUCCAAGACUACGCCGACCUGUGCUUCCGGGAGCUGGGGGACCUGGUGAAGCUCUGGAUCACAAUCAAUGAGCCCAAUCGGCUGAGUGACAUCUACGAGCGCUCCAGUAACGACACCUACUGGGCAGCCCAUCACCUGCUGAUCGCCCAUGCCCUGGCCUGGCACCUCUACGACCGUCAGUACAGGCCUGCGCAGCGCGGGGCCCUGUCGCUGUCUCUGCACUCGGACUGGGCUGAGCCCGCCAAUCCCUACGCCGACUCGCACUGGAAGGCGGCAGAGCGUUUCCUCCAGUUCGAAAUCGCCUGGUUCGCAGAACCUGUCUUCAAGAGCGGCGACUACCCCUUGGCCAUGAGGGAGUACAUUGCCUUCAAGAACAGGCAAGGGCUCUCGAGCUCCACGUUGCCACAGUUCACUGAGGAGGAGAGGAGGUUGGUCAAGGGCACUGCUGACUUCUACGCCCUGAACCACUUCACCACCAGGUUUGUGAUGCACGAGCGCCAGAACGGCAGCAGCUACGGCACAGACAGGGACAUCCAGUUUCUGCAGGACAUUACCUGCCUGAGCUCCCCCACUCGCCUGGCCGUGGUGCCCUGGGGAGAGCGCAAGGUGCUGAGAUGGAUCCGGAGAAACUAUGGAGACGUGGAUGUUUACAUCACGGCCAGUGGCAUCGACGACCAGUCUCUGGAAAAUGAUGAACUCCGAAAGUACUACUUAGAGAAGUACAUUCAGGAGGCUUUGAAAGCACACCUGCUUGAUAAAGUCAAAAUCAAAGGCUAUUACAUAUUCAAACUGACUGAGGAAAAAUCUAGACCCAGAUUUGGAUUCUUCACAUCUGAUUUCAAAGCUAAAUCCUCAAUCCAGUUUUACAACAAACUGAUCAGCAACAAUGGCUUCCCUUCUGAGAAUGGUAGUCCUCAAUGCAGUCAGACUCAUAGAAACACAGAGUGUAUUGUCUGCUUAUUUCUUGUGCAGAAGAAACCACUGAUAUUCUUUGGAUGCUGUUUCUUCUCCACCCUGCUUCUAUUUCUAUCAAUUACCAUUUUUCAUAAGCGAAAGAGAAGAAAAUUUUGGAAAGCUAAGAACUUACAACAUAUACCAUUAAAGAAAGGCCACAAGAGAGUUAUAAGCUAAAUUGCUAUGUCUGUAUGAUGGAAUAAAAAUUCACUCCAGUUCUAUAUACUGGUAACUGUAAGUUUCUAUACUUGUACUAUAGAAAAAAGACAAUUUGAAAUAAUAGUGACAGCCAAGGCAAUGACAAUCACUGUCUCUGCUCUAUGGUUCAAAUUUUCCCCUAGGUGUGACCUGAGUGACUUGGGUUCUUGGAUCUGAAGAUGUCACCUAGACAGUAAGAGGAUUAUCUGACACAUAGUUUCAUGAGUUUGAUGAGCUGUUUCCUAUCAUUCUUCUCCAGUUUUUUCUAUAAAUACCAAUAGUUACUUAUGAUAAAAGAAAUUUUGAAAAAAGGCGCAACUUUGUUAAUACACUCUAGCAGAUAUUUAAAUGAGGCUUUAAAUUUUUGUCUUUUUCUAGGGCUGCACCUGAUGCAUAUGGAGAUUCCCAGGCUAGGGGUCAAAUCAGAGCCGUAGCUGCUGGUCUACACCACAGCCACUGGGGAUCUGAGCUGCUGCAUCUUUGACCUAUACCACAGCGCACAGCAACGCUGGAUCUAUAACUCACUGAGUCCAGGGAUUGAACCCGAAACCUCAUGAUUCCUAAUUGGAUUUGUUAACCACUGAGGCACGAUGGAACUCCUUAAACUCUUAAAACUGGAUAGUCAAUAACAAAUUGUCAUUUUUUUCUUUUUUUUAUCUUUUUGCCUUUUCUUGAGCCGCUCCAGCAGCAUAUGGAGGUUCCCAGGCUAGGGGCUGAAUCGGAGCUGUAGCCGCUGGCCUACACCGGAGCCACAGCAACGUGGGAUCCGAGCCACGUCUGCAACCUACACAGCUCACGGCAAUGCCGGAUCGUUAACCCACUGAGCAAGGCAGGGACCGAACCCACAACCUCACGGCUCCUAGUCAGAUUAACCACUGCACCACGACGGGAACUCCAAAUUGUCACAUUUUUUUCUGGUCUUUUUAGGGCAGCACCCACAGCACAUGGAGGUGCCUAGGCUAGAGGUCAAAUUGGAGCUGUAGUCUCCAGCCUACGCCACAGCUACACCAGAUCCCAGCCACAUCUAUGAUCUGCACAGCUCAAGGCAAUGCUGGAUCCUCAAUCCACUGAACCUGGGUCCUCAAAGAUGUCAGGUUCGUUACUGGUAAGCCACCGCAGGAACUCCAAAUUGUUACUUCUAACAAGGUGCUUUCCCCUUUGGUCAGGGUAGUUAUCAAAUGGAAAGAGAGACAAGGUAGAUAGUGCUUGUCUACAGCCAGUUACAGUAUAGACCAAAGCGUAUCAAUCCCUUAGUUUUUCUCAACAGAAAUUAAAAAUAACCACUUAUAAAACAUAUAAUUCUUUGAGGUCCUCUAAUCACGAUUUUUAAAAAGUAACAUUUCCAUAACUCAUCUUAAGAUCAGAGGACUAAAUGACAUUCCUCACCUGAAUUCUAUGAGGUGACCAGACAUACUUAUUAGCCAAAUAUUCUGUCGAGAUGGAGUGUAUCUUACAAUGAAGUUGCCAAAGGGGCAUUUAUCCCUUAAGAGUUGUUCUCUGCCCUGUAGUGCUGACACCACAUGAAAGUAGGAACCUAAGAUGCAACUGUACGUGGACCUCCUGACUCUGGACAAUGCAAUGUUGACCUGAACACGCUGAAAACUUCUUACACUGGGACUUUUGAAGCAGGGAUUAAGUAAAUCUUAAAUCUGUUUGCCUUUUUUUUUUUUUUUUUUUUUUUGGCUUUUUAGGGCCGCACCGCCUUUAGAAGUUCCCAGGCUAGAGGUCCAAUCGAACUGUAGCUGCUGGCCAACACCACAGCACAUGGCAACGCCAGAUCCUUAACCCAUUGAGGUCAGCGACUGAACCUACAUCCUCAGAUUUGUUUCCCCUGAGCCAUGCCAGGAAUUCCUGCAGUUUUUCUUUAAUUCUGUGCUCAAGAUUCAUUUGGUGUAUUCUAAAUGCUGAAGAAAACCUGAAUAUUGGAGUUCCUGUCAUGGCUCAGUGGUUAACGAAUCUGACUAGGAACCAUGAGGUUGCGGGUUUGAUCCCUGGCCUUACUCAGUGGGUUAAGGAUCCGGCAUUGCCGUGAGCUGUCGUGUAGGCCAGCAAGCUACAGCUCCAAUUAGACCCCAAACCUGGGAACCUCCAUAUGCCACGGGUGCAGCCCUAGAAUAGACAAAAAGACAAAGAAAAAAGGAAACCUGAAUGUAAACCUAUGUAUACCAUUCUUUAGAUGAGUUAGUAUUUAAAUAACCAUCCACUGUCCACCCUCUCCUGGAAUUUAGACGGAGUCAAACACAACUGAGAUUCCUAUUGAUACUGACAAUAGCAUUACGUUUUCAAUAUUGAAGGUAUUCUAACACAAUUGGUCAAUUCAAGCAAAUAUGAAAGUGAUGGAAAGUCAGUCUAUUCAGCUGGCCAAAUUCAAAUAGUAAAAUUUUGUUGUGUUUUUCUAUUCUCCUUAUCCCCACUGUACCCCUCCUCCAAUCUCUGCAGUUUUUGUUAUGUUUUGCAAGGAAAUCUUAAUAUUUAAGGCGGUACAGUUACAGUAACUAGUCAGUUGUAUUCUUCCCAAUAGUAAAGUCCCUAAGCCAAUGCUUACUAACUUUCCUUUUUGUCACUUGGGAAUUGUUUUACUAGUUUUUAAACAAUUAUAAUACAGAAGUAUGUAAUCUGGCUCAUGACCUACUUUUUGCAAAUCAUAAAAGAUCAACUAGCUUUUGACAGUACAAGAAUUUUAAGCUGAGACUUGGAAGAAAAAAAAUCAAUGUAAUUUGUGUUACUUUGUACAUUGCUACAUUCCGUGUAUUCAAUAUUACAACCCAAUACUAUUGCUGUCUUUCACUAAGUCUGAUAUCAUAAUCAUGGUGUUUGAAGAGCCUCGGGAAAAUGUCAGGACAUUGUGACUACAUGUUUAAUUCUCAAUGUAAUUUAUUCCAAAUAAACUGGCUUAUGCUGAUUAUUUAUAUAUUCAA